AUGGAGUCAAAGUUAGUCGUACCUGGUCAAUACAUAACGCCAACUUAUAAACUAACGCAAGAAAAGAAAAAUAAGCCAGUCAAAUAUGUGGCUGGCUCAGGUACAGCGGUAAAUGCAAUUGAAGUAGUUGAUGGUGAUGGCAGUACCAAAACUUUACCAGUAAUAUGUGCUACUAUUCUAGGAAAAACCCAUUUUGUUAAAGUAUCGGCGGGAAAUUCAAGCAAUGGAGAAAGUAAUAACGACAAUGAUGCUAAUUCUGAUGAAGAGAAUGCAAAAGACGAAGUGGAAAAGGAGUUGGCGUAUAUUGUGUAUGUUGUACCUAAGAAUCAACAAUUACAGUCCAACGAACAUAACAAUAAAGCAACUCAUGCAUCUAAUGUUACGAAUAAAGUAUCGUCGUCGAUAAAUCUUCCUCAAGAAAACGAUAUUGUCUUGGUCCGCAUCACGCGGAUUUCGCAAAAACAAGCCAAUUGUGAAAUCAUAUCCCUCGAAUCAAAAUCAAGUCUGCAGCAACCAGGACAAUCGCAAAUUGGCGGCAACAUCCUUACCGACUCAGGUACCGGCUCCAAUGGUGCUACUGCCCUUGCGUCAAUCCCCGCAGGAGGCGGAUCACAGCACAACCACAACCAACAAGCCAUUGCAUCAUCCAUCACCACACCCACACAGGCAACCAUCUAUGACUUGGGAGAAAACUAUCGCGGUAUAAUUAGAGCUUCCGAUAUAAGGUCAACUGAACGAGAUAGGGUCGUUGUUGGACAAUGCUUUAAACCGGGCGAUAUUGUGCGAUGUAUGGUUAUUAGUUUAGGUGAUGGCCAAAAUUAUUAUUUGUCAACGGCGAGAAAUGAUUUGGGGGUGGUGUUGGCUAAACUGUAUGGCGGUGCCGGUACGUUGAUGUAUCCUGUCGAUUGGCAGAAUAUGAUUGAUUUGGAUAGUGGGGUAGUUGAAAUGAGAAAGAAUGCAAACCCAUUCAUCAUUUAG
Molecule: messenger RNA, 978 nt
Organism: Lodderomyces margitis
Lineage: Eukaryota; Fungi; Ascomycota; Pichiomycetes; Serinales; Debaryomycetaceae
Product: exosome non-catalytic core subunit
Exons: 1
Coding region: 1-978 (325 amino acids)
Biological process (GO): RNA processing
Cellular component (GO): cytoplasm; nuclear exosome (RNase complex)
Molecular function (GO): RNA binding
Source: RefSeq, a predicted model, not a curated record